Monosiga brevicollis MX1 is the source of this 1389-nucleotide messenger RNA. RefSeq lists its product as uncharacterized. NCBI's taxonomy places the organism in Eukaryota, Choanoflagellata, Craspedida, Salpingoecidae. The transcript has a single exon. The record is from RefSeq and is a predicted model, not a curated record. The coding region runs from base 1 to 1389 and encodes 462 amino acids.
AUGGGUGAGCGGCUGGCGCGCGCAGCGGUUGCUUUGCUCGCGGUCGCGACAUCGUGCAGCUCGGUCGAUCAUGUUCAGGCAGGCCCUGCUCGAAACAAGACCGUGGCGACUGAAGGGGCGGGCCAGACAUCCAUCGCCGCACCCUUGAAAAACGCCUUUGGUGGGCAAGGCUUCCCCCCACCGUUUGCCAUUCUGCCGUCGGGUGAGGUCACGGAGAACCUAGCCGAGCUGGGCGAUGUCGCCGAGGCCAUGAAGGUCGACGAAACAGAAGCAAACCAGCGUAACAGGUUCUCAGGGUGGCCGGGCCCCUUCUGGCUGGUCAACACGUUCAUGUACGAGGGAUGGCUGUCAACGAUGCGCUAUGUCAAGCACAAGCCCACCAACCGCUGUGCCGUCAUCUGGACCGUGGGCAUGCUGGCCAAAUCCGUUAAGAGCGCAAAAAUCGACUUUGAGCGGUACAGCAAGUAUCUAGCUGCCAUUAUCACUGCUCGCGAUGCUGCUGCACAUCGGGCCAGUACGGGCCUCGACCUUGCCAACGUGACGCAUGGGCGCUGCGACCCAACCCGAGUCAACUACAUGCUGACCAUGGACGAUAUCAUGUGGGAGCACCUGACAGCCGAGGGCAAGGCGACGGUGCUGGACCGUUUUGACACGGUGGUCACGUCCACCCCGUUUGAUGUUUUGAUGAAGACUGUCCCCCCCUUUGUUCUUCACAUGCAAAACGACCCAACGCUCGGCAUCCAUCGUCUGUUGGCGUUGAUUGGGGCGCCCUACCCACGUGUGAUGGCGCUGGACACGGACAACGUGGCGUGCCGUGUUGGGUGGGAGCUGGCGUUUGGGCUGCUAAAGGAGUAUGACAUUGUCACGGUCAAGGGCCCGAUUCCUUUUGGAGGCAGCUGUCAUAAGCGCGAGACGCCCUUCCCACCUAUUCGGCUUGACAAGGGAAAAUCCGUACUGGACUACGAGCAUUACGAGGAGGUCAACAUUGGGACAUGGGCCAUCGACUAUCACAAUCCUCAUACACGGCAGCUUAUGUUGGCCGCGCUGGACGCAUGGGUGAGCCUAACCUUGAUGGUCUCUGGACCAAACUACAAUCGAGUUCGCGAUGGCUGUCUGCAAGGCGAUCAGCUAGCGUAUCGAAUUGCCAUGUACGCGAUGCAGCGGCGACUGGACAUUUUCAAGGAUAUUUCGACGGCCCACAGCCGUCUGCAAUGUCGUACCGGUAUGAUUGGAUACCAAUGCACACAUUUUCAUACGUCACAUCGUCUACCAGCCGUGAAUAUGUCGCUGAGCGUGUGCAGCGCUAAACAGCCCAAGAAUGUGCCCAAUCACCACACCGUCCCAGAGGCCGACUCGCACAUUCACUUUUCGUACGGUACACUAUGGUAA